GAAGGCAUGCUGUGCUGCCUUCCCAAACUGAAGGCAGGAGCCGCAUGUCUGUGAAACUGCUUAAACGUGUACGAACAUUUUGCUGGGUAACUGCCAGCAAUGUUGGUAAUUUCGACCAGAGGAAGAUGAUGGGGGUGUGGUGGUAGGAGUGGGUGGGACCGCUGGGUGUUACUGAGACCUUUGCUUGCAAAGGGCUUGACAAACACCCGCAAUGGGAUGGGGCAAAGCAGAUAUGUACCUUUAAGUACGGGCUGGGUAGCGGGAGAUUAAUCACUCCCCUGGGACAAACCCAAGAGGUUUCCAGCAGGCUCUGUUUGACCGGCCCUUGUUAGAGCUUUUGCAUGUAGAUGUGUGUCUGCCAGAGAUCUUGGCUCGUUGUGGGGGCGGAAACGAAGACUUUUUUCUCACUGCUGCUGUGUUGUCUUUUUUUUCUUGUAGGUGUGUGAUGUCAAAGAGUGGGCAGUCCUUGCGGCCUCCCCUGCCAGCCUGCAGCAUCAUGUGCCAGUAUGAAUAUUAAGAAAGAAAAGCGUACUUCAGAGCUCAUCAUCCCAGAAAGAAAAAAGGAGGAACUAAACAGAGAGAAAAAAUGACUGUACUGCUUGCAAAACUUGGGGCCGUUCACUUUUUCUCCUGAGAAAUUUCAUCUUGGCCUUUGUGAGAGAGCUGAAAGAGCAGGCAGAGCAGCCGCAGUGAUUUUCUUAGAGUCCUUUUUUUCUUUCUUAAUUUAAUUUUUCCCCCUCGUGCCUGGAUUUUAAGACUAUCAGCUGUACUGAUCAGAAGCACUGAACAUCAAUAUGUGUCAUGUCAUUGUAACAUGUCGGUCGAUGCUGUGGACUCUCCUGAGUAUUGUGGUGGCUUUCGCAGAGCUCAUUGCCUUCAUGAGCGCAGACUGGCUGAUUGGCAAAGCAAAGCCUUCAAGUUCUGAGGAUGUGGACAACAGAACAGGGGGGUCGCAGGAGCCUUUCUAUCCGACGCUGGGCAUCUACGGGCGCUGCACCAGAAUCUCCCACAUGCAGCUUUCUAGACGAGACACGCUUUGUGGUCCUUACGCCGAAAACUUCAAUGAGAUUGCCAGUGGGUUCUGGCAGGCAACCGCUAUUUUCCUAGCCGUGGGAAUCAUGAUUCUCUGUGCCGUGGCAUUUGUGUCUAUCUUUACUAUGUGUGUGCAGAGUAUUAUGAAGAAAAGCAUUUUUAAUGUCUGUGGGCUGCUACAAGGGAUUGCAGGCCUCUUCCUUAUCUUAGGCUUGAUACUUUACCCUGCAGGUUGGGGAUGCCAGAAAGCAAUAAGCUAUUGUGGACCUUAUGCUUCUGCUUACAAACUUGGAGACUGCUCCUUGGGCUGGGCUUUCUACACAGCUAUUGGUGGCACUAUUCUGACGUUCAUCUGUGCAGUCUUCUCGGCGCAAGCUGAAAUAGCCACAUCCAGUGACAAAGUGCAAGAAGAAAUAGAAGAAGGAAAAAACCUUAUCUGUCUCCUUUAACUCCAGUGGGGAAAAAAUACCAGUGCCUGGGUCUUAAUCUGCUUUCCAUUGUCUGGACAAGCAGAUCUGCUUACCUGUUUCUACCAUUUGUGUGAUUGAGCCCCAUGCGUUCCAGCCCCGAACUACUGAAAUGGUCUUUCUUCUUUGCUGGAAAAUGAGGAUCACAGAAAGGAUCCCAAGAAAGCAGAAUGUAAAUACUUGGGGAUUUUUUUAGUUUCACUCUAUGAUCAGGACACAGUGGAAUAUAUUAAUCUGACUGGGGAGGUGAGGAAUCUUGUGUAUAUAGCAGGAAUGUUGUUGUUAUAACUGACAAAUUCUGAUUGAUCAGAUUGCCUUACCCACCUUGGUCACUUUGAAGAAUUUGGAUUUAAAAUAAUAAAAGCCAGCACAUUAUUAUUCUUUUUUCUUACACAAGAGAAGCCUAUUUUAAUUAGGCUUUGUUUCCAAGGGCUCCCCUCACCUGUGAGUAUUUCACCACCACCUGGUUUGGUACCAUAAUUUUCAUUGAGGUGCUUUUUGAUACUGAACUUCCUUAAAGUACAGUGCCUUCUCGGAUAGUAAGUAUAUGUCGGAGAUAGCAAAGCUGAUGUGACGCAGUUUACACCAAACUUUAAGCAUUUAAAAAGUUGAGUCCUUGCCAGGUUUCUUGACUUGAAACCUAUAGUGCAAGGGGUGUGCCACUUGUUAUUAGCAGACAAAUGAUUUUAUUUCCAUUGACUAGAUAGAGAAGCUGUUGUUACACUGGCUUUCACCUGAUUCGGAUAAAAUUGUUUGAAGAAACCAUUGUUAGAAGUAUUUCUACAGACUUUAUUAAAUAAACUCCUGAAAUCCUAAGCAGAUGACAACUCCCCACAGCACAGCUGGGCAUUAUCUUGUGAAUGCCAACAGCCUGGCCUGGGCUGUAGCCUCUCCUACAAAUGUAGAUCACAUGUUGGACUUCACCAGUAUUAAUCUUUCUCUUGCCAGUGAAACCUCAUUCGUAGUCUACAGAUCAGUCAGUCUCAUGACCCACAGUCACAUGAGUCCUUAAGAAAUUUAAAUUUUUCGGGAAGUCUUGCCAAAUUCUACAUGGCUGGGAAGACCUUUUCCUUUUUUUUUUAAACUGAACGUAGUAUGGGCCCUUUUCCCAUUAAAUCAGCAGAAAUAAAACAGACCUUGUCACAAAUGACAUUCCUUUCUCAAAGGCAGUUUGUUGUACUGCUUGUGGUGUUGCGUCACUUACUAGAACUACUUCUGAGAACAAAUUUAGGAGGUAUUUUAAAAAACAAAGGAAUGAUGCAACUGUGCCAUAGGAGCAUUGGGGAUAAUUAAUCUGAGAAGCAGUUCUAAUGAAAUACUAAGUGAAUUUUAGACUCCUUUUCUUCCUUCUUGGUAGUUCAACAUCGUCCAAUGACGGUGUUGCUCUCCAUCACUUCACUGUAUAAUAUGGAGCAGAGAUUCUUGUUUAUGCCUGGUCAGUCCCUUGAAGUGUGCCAUUUUUUAUUUGUAGGUAUUAAAAAAUCAUCAUUACUGUACAGGUAGAUAGCAAUUUCAAUACACUGCUCAAGUCAUUUGCAAUACAAGAGCUGUUCAGCAGUCACGACUGCAAGCCCAGGGCUAGCCUCCAGCACAGAUGAACACUAGCAGUCGCGGUGUUGGAGCACCCCUCCGGUGCCUGCCGUGCAGCUCGGACACUGUCUCGGCCCAGCCCAUCUGUGGAGUGGGCCAGGCCCAGCUCCCAGCCUGCGCCUGCCCGUGUGCAGGGCACCUUCAAGCCACGUGCCAGAUAGAUACAGAGGUGAUUGCUGAGCUGCUGUGCAACAAACAAGGUCAACUUCUGCCAAUAUUAAAAAGGGAUUGGUUUAAUCUUCUUAUGUUUGGCUGCUCCUGCAACCCACGUCCACCAUAUUCUAGUUUAAAACGGGUAAUUCACUUUUAAGUAUUUAAUUUAAAAAAAACCCAAAAGCUAUGGUCUAGAAACAUUUCUGCCAACUGCCUGCACAAAGCAAGACUUUAGCAAAUCAAAACUACUAGCACAACGUGGUGUCUGAGGACAAAAAUCACAGCCAGCAUGUCCUGUCCACACCUGCAUUUUCCUCCUGUUUUUUUUCUGUACGCACAAACAUACCAUCUGACAGGCAUGCCCUCGGCUUGCACCUCGGGUCCAGUGCAGUGGCGAGGCAGCUGCAACAAUCCUGCCGACCUUCCUCCCAAGCCCCCCUGCUGCAGCGUGUGCCACAGAGGCUGGCCCACCACCUCACCAGUGCAACUGGAAGCGGAGGGGAGGGCAGGGCUAGGAAGAAUAAGAGUAGACUAUAAAUCAGCUAAAAAUGAAUGAUUAAAUAGAUUUAGUUUUAGCUUUUCUUAGGUGGGUAGCAAUCCAAUGUCCACGUCACCACUGCCAACAAAUCUUGACACUGUAUUAGGGUGACAAAUGCUGCUUUGGCUUGGGCACUUGAUUAGUGAGAAUAAGGUCAGUUCUUCCAAAAGGUGUAGAGGGCAUAUGCUACUUUGGCUUAGAAGUAAACAAUGACCAAGCUUCAUUUACUUUACUAGCUGACCUCUGCUGUGAUGUACAGAACACAAAAAAUUUUAGUAGUGCAGUUUUUAAUUACAAAGGAGGUAUUUUCAGUGCCAUGUUUUGCUUUUGUUUGCAUUUGUAACCAAGAAGAACCAGCUUUUCUGCUUGUUGCUGGUAUACUAUCAACUUGCUCUGCAACAAUAUAAUCAAUGUAACUUGCAAGAAUAUCCAUGUUCAUCACAUAGCACAGACAGAAGACAGGCUGGGAAGAAAUACAGAAAAAAAAAAAAUCAGAAUUUCUUUUCUCAGGGUUCUGUUUUUCUAGCAAGUGAUAAGAUGGUAUGUAUUGCAGUUUUUUUUUUUUUUUUUUCUGAAUGAGGUUUUCAGGUGUAGGGUGCACUCAUUAAAUUGGACAGCUGUUUAAAGUUGUUCCUGAAGUUCACCUCAGCAGAAGCUUUCAAGGAUAUUUUGCAAAAAAAUAAAAAAGAGAAAUCAGCCUAAAGCUAAUUUAAUUAAUUUCAUGAGGGGGCUGCAGAGUAUAACUGCUUCUUAAUGUACAUGUACUGCAUAGGAUCUAGAAGAAUUUGCUGUGGAUUCUUUAAAAAACCUGUGUGCCAAUUAGUUCAGUUUGUUUUUGUGGUAUUGAAGAAUUCUUCAAACAUCUGUGGUUUUAUCAACUUCGUAAACUUGUAUUCUGUAAAGUGCCAUAGGCCUUUUUUUUCUUAAAAUUGUAGCAUAUUUAAAAAAAAAUAUAUAUAUAUACACAAACUUGUGUGAGAUGUGCAAUACCAGGAAUGGGGUUUGUUGUGGUUUUUUUUUUCCUUCGUUUUGCUUUUAAACAAGAUAUUUGAAGAGGGACGUCCCAGGGAAGAAGUGGCUGGAGUUUUGGUGGUGUGGACAAACUAAAGCAUAGAGUAAUGCAAUAGAAUCACUGAUUUUUGAAGAUGAUUAACACAACAGCAGUAACAGCAGCAACAGCAGCUGAAAGAUUUAACAAAAAUCUUUUCCAGAUUGAUUUGAAGUACUCAGAGCUAUGUAAUACAGGCAAUUCAAAUAUGAAGCUGUGUCCAUCUCUGGUAACAUACAAUCUAAAAGCCAAAAAGGCUCAGCAAGGUUUCUUCAUGUGCUUUAUUUAUAAUGUGGCACCGCAAAAAACAUUGCUACUGAGCUAUUUCUGGUUUGUCUAUAUCACCAUUGUGUCUAUUUUACUCAAUAAAGUUCUCUGGAUUCUGAGAUUUUUUUUCAGCCAAAUCAUUUCUAUUUUGCAUUGUUAACCCACAUCAGAGUAUCUCACGUCCUAGUGCUAAACGGAGAGAAGUUCAAGUCUUCCUUGAAAUCAGUGGGCGCUGGUGCCUACCUCAAGGAAAGGACAGAGCCCAACAAAAGCAGAGCAUGGCAGCAAGGUAUAGACCACAGCUGCUUUGUAUAGGAAGAGCAGCUGUGGCAAUCCAGCUAGAGUAGAUUUUGAGCCAUGGUUUAUUUGUGGUACUGUUUUUCUGUUCUUGAGUCACCACUAUGUAUAUUUGUUAGCAUGAAUGAUGUACCUAAUGUGUUAUUUUUAAUCUAAAUUUCAAUUAAAAUGUGCGUUUUCAAACUUUAA
Molecule: messenger RNA, 5581 nt
Organism: Harpia harpyja (harpy eagle)
Lineage: Eukaryota; Metazoa; Chordata; Aves; Accipitriformes; Accipitridae
Product: LHFPL tetraspan subfamily member 2 protein-like
Exons: 2
Coding region: 795-1481 (228 amino acids)
Cellular component (GO): membrane
Source: RefSeq, a predicted model, not a curated record